GUAAACUUGUCUAUAUUUUCUAUGAUAGCAUAUGCAUACUUAAAACAACUGAGACAUUAUGACAUUAAAACAAGUUUAGGGGUGCCCUGAUAGCCGAAUAUGACUCCUCUGUCUGCCUCUCAGCAUCCUACUGUACUCGUAACGAAAAGUAAUAAAGGCAAUACACCCCAAAACAUAACUUAAAAAAAUACAACUUUAAAAGAAUUUGUAGCUUAAAGGAACCAAGAGCUAAUGAAAAACCUGAUUUGGAACAUAACACAUAAAACAGCAAAAAUAUGAAGGCACAUGUGGCAUGAAAAACAUUCAGUGCUUUGGCUAUUUGAUUUCAGUUCUGACAUGUUGGAAUAUUGUUUGGACAUUUUAUUUGGUCGAGUAAGGCUGCAGCUGAAAUAUCUCUUAUUGCUUCCUCCUCACAAGCAUGACUUGUCAAUUUCCUCCGCUGUGUGUAUACAGACCUUCAGUGCUUGAUGUUCCGGGGCUUGUACUUUGAAAGGAUCCGGUGGGGGCAUGUGGCGCACCCUGUGUGACUUGACGGCAGGUAGGAGGAGGAUGAAUCAUCAGGAGAAAGACUGAUGAGAGACACUCGGAGGACGUCUUAUCUGAUCUGAGACCAGCUGUGGAAAACAUCUGCAGCAGGCCCCUGAACGCGUCGGGGUGUCUCUCCGGUUCUCGCCUAUUUUUUGUCUCUGGUGUGUUAAUGAUGCCGGAUCAAAUCUCAGUGUGUGAGUUCCUGUCGGAGACCACCGAAGACUACAACUCUCCCACCACGUCCAGCUUCACCACCCGGCUGCUGAGCUGCAGGAACACCGUCAGCAUCCUGGAGGAGGCUCUUGAUCAGGACCGCUCAGCUCUGCAGAAGGUGAAGAAGUCGGUAAAAUCCAUGUACAGCUCAGGACAAGAGCAUGCUGGGAACCAGGACAGCUUCAGCCAGGCACUGGAGAGAGUGGGAGGAAACAACUCUGAACUGGGAGCUGCCUUUGUUAAAUUCUCAUGCCUCAUUAAAGAACUGGCUGCUCUGCUCAGGAACCUGCUGCAGAGUUUGAGUCAUAACGUGGUCUUUACUCUGGACUCUCUGCUGAAAGGAGAUCUGAAAGGAGUCAAAGGGGACCUGAAGAAACCCUUUGAUAAAGCCUGGAAGGACUAUGAGACCAAGUUUGCAAAGAUCGAGAAGGAAAAGAGAGAACAUGCCAAACAACAUGGUAUGAUCCGGACUGAAAUCACUGGUGCUGAAAUUGCUGAAGAGAUGGAGAAAGAGAGGAGGCUGUUCCAGCUGCAGAUGUGUGAGUAUUUCAUCAAAGUCAAUGAGAUUAAGACUAAGAAGGGAGUGGAUCUGCUGCAGAACCUCAUCAAGUAUUAUCAUGCUCAGUGCAAUUUCUUUCAGGAUGGCCUGAAAACAGCUGACAAACUGAAGCAGUACAUCGAGAAACUGGCUGCAGACCUGCACAAUAUCAAACAGAGCCAGGAUGAGGAGAAGAAGCAGCUGACAGCUCUCAGAGACCUCAUCAGGAGCUCCCUACAGCUGGACCAGAGGGAGUCCAGGAGAGACUCUCAGAGCAAACAGAGCGGAUACAGUAUGCAUCAGCUGCAGGGGAACAAGGAGUUUGGCAGUGAGAAGAAAGGAUACCUGCUGAAGAAGAGUGACGGACUGAGAAAGGUCUGGCAACGAAGGAAAUGUUCAGUGAAGAGCGGCGUCCUCACAAUCUCUCAUGCAACAUCUAACAGACAGCCAGUCAGAUUGAACCUGCUCACCUGUCAGGUGAAACCCAGCGCAGAGGACAAGAAGUGCUUCGAUCUCAUCUCACAUAAUCGGACAUACCACUUCCAGGCUGACAAUGAGCAGGAUUUUGUCAGCUGGGUGUCCGUGUUGACCAACAGCAAGGAGGAGGCCCUGAAUGUGGCCUUUCAGAGUGGAGGUCAGAGUUCAGGUGUGGAGGAAGAAGAGGAGCUCACCAAGAGCAUCAUCGACGAGGUGCUGCGGUCACCAGGCAAUGACACCUGCUGCGACUGUGGAGCCACAGAUCCUCGCUGGCUCUCCACCAACCUGGGUGUUCUGACCUGCAUUGAGUGUUCAGGGAUCCACAGAGAGAUGGGGGUCCAUGUGUCCAGGAUCCAGAGUCUAGAAUUGGACAAACUGGGAGCGUCUGAGCUGCUGCUUGCUAGGAAUGUUGGGAACUGUAGUUUUAAUGAAAUCAUGGAGGCCAGUCUUCCAUCUCCAUCUUUGAAGCCAACAGCCUCCAGCGACAUGACGGCAAGAAAAGAGUUUAUCAAUGCCAAGUACAUCGACCGCAAGUUUGUCAGACGCUCUGCCUCCACAGUGACCAGCAUGCUGGAUGACCUGUAUGAAGCGGUCCGAUCCCGAGACCUGCUGUCAGUUAUCCAGCUGUAUGCUGAGGGGGCGGAGCUGCUGCAGCCCAUCCCUGAACCCGGCAAGGAAGCAGGAGAGACUGCGUUACAUUACUGUGUCCGAACAGCUGAUCACUCCUCCCUCCACCUGGUCGACUUCCUGGUCCAGAACAGUGGUAAUCUGGAUGGACAGACGGAUGGAGGAAACACAGCUCUGCAUUACUGCUGUCUAUACAACAAACCACAGUGUGUGAAACUGCUGCUGAGAGGAAAACCUGACAUCCACAUCACCAAUCAGAGCGGAGAGACAGCCCUGGACAUUGCCCGCAGACUAAAGAACUCCCACUGUGAAGAGCCGCUGGUAGAGGCUGUGUCUGGAAGGUUUAACCCUCAUGUUCACGUUGACUACGACUGGAACCUCAGAUUGGAUGAACUGGAUGAGAGUGACGAUGAACUUGACGACAAGCCGAGUCCGGUGAAGAAGGAGCGCUCCCUCCGUCCUCAGAGUUUCUGUCCGUCCUCCAGUGUUUCCUCUCAGGAGAAAUUCUCCUUGCCAGCGUCUGUUGUUCCUCCUCACAGAGAAAAGCAGCAUCUUUCCUACGGAGCAUUUGCCAACCCCGUCUACAGCAUCUCCUCUGACACUCCUCCAUCCCCAGGACCUGACACUUCAGGACCUUCACCAGCUAUCAGGAGUCAGGGGAAAGGCUUUGCCACUGGCCCACCCACCUCCCUCCCCCUCACCUCCCAGACGAGUGGUGGAGGAGGAGGAGGCGGGGCUGCUGGAGGAGGGAGCUCCACCCUGAAGAAGAGACCCCCUCCCCCUCCACCUGGACACAAGCGUGCCCUGUCAGACCCCCCGAGCCCCAUCCUGCAGGGACCUCCAGGAAGUGAGGUGACCCCCCCACCUGGAAACCGGACUUCACCUGCCAACAAGUUUGAAGGAAUCCAGCAGCAGAGUAUGACCGCCAGUAACACCAAGUCCACGCUGGGACCCAGAGUUCUGCCCAAACUUCCUCAGAAAGUGGCUCUAAGAAAGAUUGACACCAUCUACUUCCCCUCUGUGGAUAAACCCAGCCAGGCUCCAGAUGUCCUCCACAAACCUUCCUCCUCUCCCUCCUCCCAGCCUGAUCCCCAGAAAUCCCCUCCCUUUAUCGAUGCCUCCCCUAAAGCCCCCGUCACCCCAGUGGAGUCCACCCAGAGAGCCCCAUUGUCUGAGAAGCCCCAGCUGUCCGACCUCCCCCCAAAACCCCUCCUCAGAGACCUCCCACCUAAACCCCAGAUCUCAGACAUGCCUCCCAAACUGAUACUAAGCGACAGGCCUGGUCCCACCCCUGUUUCUAUGGAGAUCCAGGCAUCCAGAAUGGCAGCAGCUGCAGAGAGCCAGUUGCCUGCCCAGCAGGGGGAGCUGUCACCUCGGCCGGCAGCUGAAGAUGAUGACGAGUCGCUGCCCGGAGCUGUGGAGACGCCGGUGCCUCUGCCCAGGAAGAUCAACUCUGUGAAGAAUAAAGUCCGGCGGGUGAAAACCAUCUAUGACUGUCAGGCCGAUAACGAUGACGAACUGACCUUUGCUGAGGGAGAAGUCAUCAUCGUCACAGGAGAGGAGGACCAAGAGUGGUGGAUCGGACACAUUGAAGGGCAGCCAGAGAGGAAAGGCGUCUUCCCCAUGUCCUUUGUUUACAUGCUCUCUGACUGACAGCCACAAAGACCAGCGCGAGGCUGCUGCCAACUGACGCAAGCCCCGCCCACAUGCAGAGGUCAGACUGGUGCCAGUGGGUGGAGUCAGUCACUCAGUGAGUAACCUGCUGCUGCCCAAUAGGAAUAAAGUAAUGAAGCCAGCCUCGGUUCACAGUCUUCACUGUAAAUAGACUGUAUUAUUCUGCCCAACAGUGUUACCAUAGAAACCCAGCAUUCCAGCAUGCAGACCCAGGUGGGCUGUAGCAGUGAGGGGUUUACAGAGAAGGAAAACGCACACAGGCCAGAGGUCAUCUGGAUGUCAGCAUUUAACAUUAGUCCAUCGCCGCUCCCCGCACAGACGCACAAAAAAAAGAUAAAGAAAAGCAGGAUAACAGAGUCAGUAGUUCAUUUUCAUAUGUUAACAGAUCUGUCACUACUCUGAUUCUCAGCCAUCAGCUCUGACUAAAUGCCCAGCACAAAAAAAGCACCAAGCCCAUCAGUACUCACCUAAUGUGAAGGAAACUGCUUUACCAUCGUCUUUAGCAUGUACAGUAUAUUGUAGCUCUGCAUGGGUCCAGUUUGGCCACUCAAAUCUUUAAUUCAAUUUGGGAUGCAAGACUGUGGGCUGAAAUAAAAAAAGAAUCAGGUUAUGACCUUUGUGAAAUCAUGUUCAUAAAUCAGCUUUAUGGCUAUGUAGGAUUUGUAAACCUGUGAAGAAACUCUCCAGAAAACACAGUGACACACAGUCCUGAGCCGCUUCCACAGGCACUAAGCUCAUACAGUGAAAUCACAGCAGUAUAUUUUUACAUUUUACACUGAAUACAGUGCGCUUUUGUAUGUUAUGAAUGUUCGUUAUGAAGCAUCAAAUAUCUGACACUAUGUGAUAAUCAACCAGGCAAAUCCACAAACCUCAUUCAAAGACCCAACAGAUACAUUUCCUGUGAAUUUAAAUAUCAAAUUUCAAUAUGCAUCUGUUUUUUGCAGGGCUCUAAUAUAGUGUACCUACACUUCAUCAGUAAUUCCUAAACAUAUUAAAUGAUUGCAAAAAUGUGGGUAAGGUCUGGAAGGAGCUUUUCUCCAGACUUUGACAAUAUAAAGUGGUGAAUAUUCCUAAAAAAACUGUGAGUUUGACACAGAUUUCACUUUCAUGCAUAUCUGGCGAGUACUGGAGCAACAGUUCCUAAAUUGGUCUUAGAUCGGUUUCACGUGUUUUCAGAGUUCCAGUAUGACUUUUCCUUCUCUUCAGAUUCCUCAGACUCACAUCUUUCCAAAGCCAGCUCUGUAUUUCCUGUAUGUAUCUGUAUAAAACAGUAACCCCUGUACUUCCUGAAGUCUGUCUCUGUUCAGACUGUACACACCUGUCACCUGCGUGGGUUUCUGUACAGGUCUUCAUUAACCUGCUUUCAUUGCAACAGAAUCAAACUCUGUUUAUGUCUUUAUGUCCACAAGGCUCAUGUUGUUAAAGCUUGAGUUUUCUUUAAAAAACUCACAAUACUUGACCUUUUUUUUUCUAACAGCUUUAGAGGAGAAGUUCACUACGAGUCCCAGGGAGUUUUAUUGUCACAAAUAACAGGAAUGUAGAACAACAGAAGGCCCAAGAUUGAUCCCUGAGAAACUUCUGUUAGGAUAACAAUAAAGCUAAUCAAUACCUGCAAUAUAUGCAUGUGAUGGAUGACCCGUCAAAGUUUAUAGUUUUAUAAUCAAUUAAACUCAAAAACUGCUGUUACAAUCAAUCAAAAAUCAGCUUAUCACUCUGUGGAAGUUGAUAGAAGGUGAAGCUGAAAAGUUUAAUCAAGUGCUCUGAAUGUGAUAAAAGAUGAUAUUACAGGUGACUGCCUUGCUGUUACAUUUCAGUUUUUUCUUCUUUACUAUUUUAAAUAAAAGAUAAACGCACUAAAUACUUUCCAAAUUCACAACAUCCUCCAGACUCACUUUGAAACUUUACUUAAUUUGAAAUGGAAUCCUCAAUUUUUGGCCUAAAUGUUGAUGCAGUAAAUAUAUUUCAAAGGUAUUUCUACACAAUUUAAGGGAUUUGUAAGGGAUAAACUUUAAAAAACAAAUCCUAAAACAUUCCAUAAAAGAACGUUAUUUAUCAGGGAUAGCAGGCAUCAAUUCUAAGGGGUUUUAAGGUAUAAAACAUCUGUAAAACUUUGAAGUUAAUCCAGUAAUAACCCCUAAAAAUGUUAUAUUAAUUUCUCCUUUACUUAAACUGGAGUUAACAAUAAUGUUUUACCUGUUAUGUUAUUUUUGUAAAUGGUUUUCACUCCAUGAAAAGCCUUUAAUCCAUGCAGAACAAAUAACUUCACAGUUAAAGGAAACGCCGUGUCCCUGAUGAAAUUACAUGGGGUCUAUGAGGUUUAGGUUUUUAGCAUAAUCAAGAAAUUAUUUCUCUGGUUAUCAAACACAUUUCUAUUAAGAUGUGUUAAUAACAAGGGUUACUUGGGGAAUUUUAAGGCACUGGUGUUUUAAAGUGACUGAAAACAUCAUCAAUGAGUAGUGAACAUUUUGUAAUGUGGUGUAAUAAAAUCACAGGGAGUUGAUUUUGUGAUGAAAGCUGUUUGUAUUGUUGGUCAGUGGACAUUUACUCUGUUUAGUCUUAUUAAUGAAUAGGGACAUCUCCAGACCAUCUGAACAUGACAUUUAUGGCAAAUUAAUUAUUUAUAUCAUCACCAUCAACACUCCUCCCUGUAUGACCCAAUAUGAUAUAGUAUUAAAGGAGCAUUCCAACAUUUACUAAACCCUCUGAUGCUCUGUCUGUCUUCUAAGGUCAAAUGAUUUAUAACCGUUUCAUCUCCGUGUGUAGCCUAGCUUAGAUUAGAAGCAGGGGGAAACUGUUAGCCUAGCUCCAUCAGGAGAGGAAAAAAACUUUCUGAUUUACAUGUUCACUCUGGAUGGGACAGAAGAGAAGAUUCUUAAAAUGUCAGGGUGUUCCAGUUCUGGUUUGUGUAGGCUAUAGAUAUAAUAUUUAGAUAUUUUCUGUCAAGCAUGCAUGGCUACAGAGGCUGUAAUAACUCCAUUAACCAGGCAGAGCUGUCAUUUAUUCACAAUUUUAUACAACUAAAUAAUCAAAUAAGAACGUUUGGAAGAGCCUUACAAUCUUCCCAGACAAAAUAAGAGAGCAUAUUUCACUCCAGCUCUAAUUUUCAGGUCAUGUUCAAAGCCAAUGAGCUGUAGUUUGCUAAUGUUAGCUUGAAGCUGAAACGUGCACAACAAACGAGCAUGCUGCUAGCAUUUUGUGCACGUUUGUGCUAGAAAUAUGUUGCUAGUUUGCUGCUGCUGGCUUCAGAAAAAAAAAAGUUCACCCCUCAUACUAACUUGGGUAUAUUAGCUAAUUAGCAUUUAGCAUAACAUUUUUGAGCCAUUAGUCCUCAGUCACACCAGAAAAUGACUCAGAAAAACUAAGAAAAUUAAUCAAUGUUAUCUUGUUCACACAAGUCAAAAACAAUUUGGGACUUCAGGGUUGAAGAGAGCUUCAGAGAGCUAACUACUAGCAUGGAGGGAACCAAGAGAGGGACAGCUGCUUUAACCACUAAAUAUUUCAUUCUUAAAUAGAAUUUUAUUUAUGUAUGUUUGUUUGCUGACUUCUAGCUAGCAUGGUGGCUAAACAUCAUGUUAACCAGGCACUCAUAAAAUGAUCAACAUCUGAAACUGACCUAAAGACAAUUCAUUCUUGAUAUCUGAAUCAGUGUGUGAAUAUAUACUUUAAAGGAGCAGUCUGACAUUCAGCUCAGUUUUGUUAUUUGUCUUCUGCAGUCAGAUUGAUAUCAGCAUCAUCUGUGUCCAUGGUUAGCCUAGCUUAGCACAUAGACUGUAAACGGCUUGCCCAGCUUGAAACUCUACUAUCAAUAUAACACACCUUAUCUGUCAAGGUUUCACAAAAUGCCGGACUGCUCCUCUAAGUUUAAAAUGUCUGGAACUGGAAGCAUGUUGCAUUCACCAGAGAAAAAUGAAGACGUUUCCUCAUAAACAUGAAAAGAUUUCAUAAUUAUGAAGUGUUUAUUCUGAGAUCAGGAUCUUGUGAUUAAGUAUUUUCCUCAGUUGAGAUGCUAGGCCAUCACUGUGACAUCUUUAAUUUGUGUUUUCUUUGGUGAAUGCAAUCUGUUUGUGUAUUACUGUAUUGGCUAUAUUGAUUCUGGCCUAUCAGGACUCAUUCGGUUGGUGAAAUGUGCGAUCUGAUGUUUAAUGUGUAUUAUUAUUUAUUUAGCGUUUGUGUGACAAGGAGACAGAAUAAAACUUGUUAAAGGGAAAAUAUGUUUUCUAUUGACUGAAGGUCCUUGUUUAAAUUUUUUGAAGUUGUUAUAUUGUGAAAUAUGACCUGAGGUAAGAGACAUCAGCUUGUGAAGUCACUAUGUGCUUUUCUGUUGGUUUGGCUGGGACUGAGCCGUACCCAGAGCUAGGGGGAACCAACAUCAUCAAUAAACAUCUGAGGAUAAACUCCCA
Monopterus albus (swamp eel) is the source of this 8457-nucleotide messenger RNA. Its product is annotated as arf-GAP with SH3 domain, ANK repeat and PH domain-containing protein 1-like. The coding region runs from base 698 to 4036 and encodes 1112 amino acids. Gene Ontology annotation, molecular function: GTPase activator activity; protein binding. The transcript is spliced from 29 exons. Gene Ontology annotation, cellular component: cytoplasm. The record is from RefSeq and is a predicted model, not a curated record. Gene Ontology annotation, biological process: positive regulation of GTPase activity. NCBI's taxonomy places the organism in Eukaryota, Metazoa, Chordata, Actinopteri, Synbranchiformes, Synbranchidae.